AUGCCCAACAAACCUCGUGCGGUUGACGGUGUUGACCUUCAUUGGCUUGACGGAAAAGCGCCGUCAACGACAGCUAAUCCCAGUACUUGGGGGGUUCCUUGGGCUAAAGGCGAAAUUGACAAGUCAACCGCGCUCGCACUCACUACGAGUGAUGGAAAAAGUGUUCCAGUACAAAGUUGGCCACUUGCCUACUGGCCGGACGGAUCGUUAAAGUGGACUGGCCAUGCUGUAGCUGCAGAAACGACACUCCCCGACACGCUCCAUCUUGCUCCUGGUUCACCUUCAGAACCAGCAAGCCCUAUCACUGUGAAGCAGGGUGGGGGCACUAUUACAGUUACUACCGGGGAUUUCGAAGGCCAACCUGACGAACCCGAAGCCAACGAUCCUGCCAACAUUCAUACUACGACCGCAAAUGUAACUGCAGCGACAGUUGAAAGUGACGGCCCAGUCCGAGCAACAAUCAAGGUGACCGGAACAUACAAGGGCGACGGUCAUGGAGAAUGGCUUCCGUUUACUAUCAGGCUCUACUUCAGCGCUGGAUCGACAGCCAUCAAAAUUCAACACUUGUUCCUAUUUGAUGGAGACCAGUCCAAGGACUUUAUCAAAGGCAUUGGCGUAAAAUUCGACGUGCCCCUCUCUGACGAGCUAUAUGAUCGCCACAUUCGAUUCACUUCCGCUUCUGGGGGAUUGUGGGGUGAAGCUGUUAGGGUCUUGUCAGGACUUCGACGCGACGCAACUGCUGCGUUGCUUGCCCCCCAAUUCGAAGGAACUACCCUGCCCGCCAAGGAUUCAGGAUCGUGGCCAGCAACUAUUACAGCUGGAAUUGAUACUCUGCCUACUUGGAACGACUACACAUUAGUUCAAUUGAGUGCUGACCAUUUCGACAUCUGGAAAAGGACAAGCAACAAGAGCAGCUGGAUUAAACACGCUGGACAUGGUACUCGUGCAAAUGGAACUGGAUACAUUGGAGGAGCUAAGGGGGGCGGAGUUUUGUUUGGACUACACAACUUUUGGCAACAACAUCCUCGCCAACUGGAUAUCCGAAACGCAGCUGGAAGUACCGCGAAUGUUACAGUAUGGGCGUAUUCUCCAGAGGCUCCUGCUAUGGACCUUCGUCACUAUGAUACAGUAGCCCACGGUUUGGACCUGGCAUACGAAGAUGUCGAGCUGGUUACUUCUAACCCUGCAGGAAUUGCUCGCUCAUAUGAGCUCACCCUUAAAGCAGUCGCAUCUACCCCCGCACGUCAAGCAAUUGCUGACUUUGCUGCCGUGGUAGCUACUCCACCUCAACUCGUCGCUAGCCCAGAGUUUUACCAGAGCCACAAGCUGUUCGGAGGUCGAUGGAAUAUACCCAAUAAAUCUCGGUCAGGUGCAGCCAAGAUUGAAAAUGAGAAGAGCCAACUGUUAGAUUUCUAUGUUGCCGAAAUUGAGCAGCGGCAGUUCUAUGGCUUCUGGAAUUAUGGCGAUGUAAUGCAUACGUACGACGACACAAGGCAUACGUGGAGAUACGACGUUGGUGGUUACGCAUGGGAUAAUGCCGAGCUCGGUACCGAUCUAUGGUUAUGGAUGUCGUUCUUGCGAACCGGGCGAGCGGAUGUGUUCCGCAUCGCGCAUGCUAUGACAAGGCAUCUUUCGGAGGCAAGUGGAUUUCCAUCACAUCGCGUUAUUAAAGAAAGGGUUCUUGUAGGGUCCAUUCGCAGUGCAGGUCUCGGUAGCCGUCAUAAUGUUAGCCACUGGGGUGAUGGUGCCAAGGAAGCACGUGUCAGCUCAUCCACCUUGAAGAGGCCGUUCUACUACUUGACGGCGGAUGAGCAGAUAGGCGAUUUGAUGCGUUAUUCCCUUCAAGCGGACAAGACAUUGAUUGAGUGGGAGCCGCUCCGUAAAAGUAAGCCUUUCAUAUCAUACCUCGAAUUCAAUCAAUUGAUCAGUGCCUGUAUUCAAGUUCUACCGAAACCUACAGCGCCUACUCGGGUUCGUAUUGGGCCUGAUUGGACCGCCCUUGCUGGGAAUUGGUUUACCGAGUGGGAGAGGACAAAUGAUACCAAGUGGAGAGACCGCAUUGUUACCGGAAUGACCGAUAUCGGAGCUAUGAAAUACGGCCUGUUUACGGGAUAUACUUCAGCUGUUGGUUUCGACCCAGACACCGGACAUCUUACUGACGAAGGCGGCCAGUUUCAAGCAUCUUACCACUUGACAAUGUUGUUUGGAGGGGGUGAAUUUUUGAUGGAACUCGUCGACACGGUUAGUGUGCCGUCUUUCGAUAGCGCCUGGCUGGAUUUUGCGAAAUAUUAUAAUGCUACGUCUGCCGAGAAAACCGCAAAAUAUGGUCAAAACUUCAACUCUGGAGGUUUUGGAUAUUUGUACGCCAAACUCCAGGCCUAUGCCGGAGAACGACUCAACGAUAACAACCUCAAGCAACUAGCUUGGAAUCAAGUCACCGGAUCCACCACCGGUUAUUUCUCUAGCCCCAAAGAAGUCGGAGGGGUUAAUGUUGUCGAGCCUAUCAAAGAGAUUACUUCUCUUGCGACGAACGAUGCGGCUUCUUUUUCUCUGGCUCAAUAUGCCGUUCUCGCUAUUGCACCGGAACUAGCACCCAACUCGCUCGUAGAAUCGCGUUCUGCCCAAUACACACUUUCGUUACGAUCGGUAUCGACUGUAGUUGGGACCGAUUACGGUGAAAAAGCGGCAAUUUCGUCUGGUACCAGGCAGUCACUUGGAACUCCCAGACCAAAACCCAGUAUCUUCAAACGUUUCUUGCGGCUGUUGAGAUUGAGUAAGUGA
Molecule: messenger RNA, 2781 nt
Organism: Rhizoctonia solani
Lineage: Eukaryota; Fungi; Basidiomycota; Agaricomycetes; Cantharellales; Ceratobasidiaceae
Exons: 30
Coding region: 1-2781 (926 amino acids)
Source: RefSeq, a predicted model, not a curated record